Molecule: messenger RNA, 1254 nt
Organism: Phyllostomus hastatus (greater spear-nosed bat)
Lineage: Eukaryota; Metazoa; Chordata; Mammalia; Chiroptera; Phyllostomidae
Product: myeloid cell surface antigen CD33-like
Exons: 6
Coding region: 1-1254 (417 amino acids)
Biological process (GO): cell adhesion
Cellular component (GO): plasma membrane
Molecular function (GO): sialic acid binding
Source: RefSeq, a predicted model, not a curated record
AUGCUGCUGCUUCUGCUGCUGCUGGCCCUGCUGUGGGCAGGGUCCCGGGCUGAGGAUCCGAGAUUCCAGCUGCAAGUGCAGGGGUCCUUGAUGGUUCAGGAAGGCCAGUGCAUCUUCAUGCCCUGCACUGUGAUCUACCCCAAGAUAGGAUGGACUGAGACUGCCCCAACUAGGGGCUACUGGUUCCCAGAAGGGACCAAGUCAGGCAAGGAUGUUCCUGUGGCCACAAACAUCCCCAACUGUAAAGUGAGGAACGAGACCAGGGGCCAAUUCAUCCUCGUUGGGGACCCCUGGACAUACAACUGCUCCCUGAACAUGAGAGACACAGAGAAAAGGGACAAUGGGAGAUAUUUCUUUAGGGUCAAGAGAGGGUCCUGUGUGAGUUACUAUUACAGAAACAACAUGCUCUCUGUACAUGUGACAGUUCACACACCAACACCUGACAUCCACAUCCAGGGGACCUUGGAGUCUGGACACUCCAACAACAUUACCUGUACAGUGUCAUGGGCCUGUGACAGAGAGACAUCACCCAUGUUCUCCUGGAUGGGGGCCAACCUCACACCCCUGGGUCCCAGGACUCCCAACUCCUCAGUGCUCACCCUCACACCAGGGCCCCAGCACCAUGGCACCAACCUCACCUGUCAGGUGGCCUUCCCAGGUGGUGAGAUCUCUGGUGGUGAGAUCAGGGUAAGGACCAUCCAGAUCAAUGUGACCUGUGAGUACCCAGUCAGGACAUUGGAACCCCAACAGCUGCAGGGACCCUCUUGCUCCUGGGAGGAUGAGGGUCUCCACAGCAGCUGCUCCUCUCGAGUUCAGCUGGGCCCCUCACUGCACUGGUGGCCGAGGGAGAGGAUGCUGGUGGGAAACCACAGCAAUGCCUCCCACACGGUCACCUUCCACUCAGUGGAGCCCUGGGCCAACAGCUCCCUGAGUAUCCGCGGGGAGCUUACAUCCAACCUCAGGCGGGGAUGUGAGGCCCAGAAUGCCUACUGGAAAGAGACAGUGACUGUCCUGCUGCUGCCAGGUCAGGUACUGAGGAUCUGCAGGAAGAAAUGGGCAGAGAAGGCAGAGAGCCAGGAAGGCAUCUCCCAGGGUCACCUGAGUGCACCCUCCUCCCACUACCUGCCCCCAGCGCCAGCCACCUCCCCCUCAGAGCAUGAGCUCCACUACGCUGCUCUCAGUUUCCACAACAUGAAACCACACAAGCCUCAGGCCCAGGAGACCCCCUACUCUGAGGUCAAGUUCUGGAAAUGA